Molecule: messenger RNA, 2400 nt
Organism: Ramularia collo-cygni
Lineage: Eukaryota; Fungi; Ascomycota; Dothideomycetes; Mycosphaerellales; Mycosphaerellaceae
Product: related to Zn(II)2Cys6 transcriptional activator
Exons: 4
Coding region: 1-2400 (799 amino acids)
Biological process (GO): DNA-templated transcription; regulation of DNA-templated transcription
Cellular component (GO): nucleus
Molecular function (GO): DNA binding; DNA-binding transcription factor activity, RNA polymerase II-specific; zinc ion binding
Source: RefSeq, a predicted model, not a curated record
AUGAGCUCUAUCGUUUCACCGAGAGUCAAUGGCGACACUUCGCCAACCAAUACCGCGGAUCGACGGGAUCCCGAUGGCUGGUCUGAAGAGGAGGAAGAGGAAGAUGUCGGUGAUGGGGAUGGGUCCCGAAAGCGAAAACGACCUAUGAGUGUCAGCUGCGAGAUGUGCAAGACUAGAAAGGUGAAAUGUGACAGAGGCCAUCCUCAUUGUGGCUGGUGUGUUCGCAAUGGCCAAGUCUGUGAAUACAAGGAGAGGAAGAAACCUGGGUUGCGAGCGGGAUAUGGCAGAGAACUUGAAUCGAGACUUGACAAACUCGAGGGAGUUUUAGCAAACCAACAGCAUCUCCUUCAACAGCUCGCAGACCAUUUGCCCUCCGCUCGGAGCAAUGUUUCGCCCAGCAGUCAAUCGCAUAGUGCUCCUCAAGCACAAAAUGCAAUGUACAUGCAGGCGCCGUAUACCCCUAUGCAAUACAAUCGAUUGCAGCCCCAUGGGAAUGAGRUGACUCCGGCAUCACACCGUCAUAAUGAUUCCCAGCACUCGAUCCAGUUACCUCCCAUCAAUUCAACCGACGCAUAUGCUCCAUCGAAUCCACCGUUGGAAUCGCCAAGUCUGAAUCUCCCUGGAGUCUCCCACGACGGAGCUAUGCGAGCGAUCUCGCAAGAUCCGGACUUCCCACCAUAUGACUUAUUGUAUGCACUUACGGAUCUAUUCUUCAAACACAUCAAUACAUGGUGUCCAAUACUGCAUCGUCGUAGUACUUUGGACGCACUAUUCGGCUCCUCCAACUUGGAAGAAGCGGAUCGAAUUUUGCUUCAUGCCAUCGUAGCAACGACUCUACGCUUCUCUACAGAUCCAAGACUGAGUGACCCAGCUCGAGAACGAUAUCAUGCUACGUCGAAACAAAAAGUGCUUUUGUACGGUCUGGAAAACAGCUCGGUGAAGGCACUUCAAGCAUUGGUGAUCCUUGCCCUAGAUAUCAUUGGUAAUUCAAAUGGCCCUCCCGGGUGGAAUCUACUGGCUCUUAUUACCAGGAGUGUGGUUCAGCUGGGCCUUGCUGUCGAAACCACAUCGGCAUCAAUUGCACCUCUUUACCCGUCCAUCUACACCCUCCGUGCAAUGGUCCUUCCAGAGUCGACUUCAUUCAUCGAGGAUGAGAGUCGACGACGUCUCUUCUGGAUGGUCUACUUACUAGAUCGCUACGCCACAAUCGCUACAGCUUUCGAAUUUGCUCUAGAUGACAAGGAGAUUGAUCGAAAGUUGCCCUGCCGAGACGACCUCUUCGCUCGCAAUCAACCCAUUGACACUAGAUGGUUCCAAACGGAAGAAGGUGAACAACACAAUUUAACUGAGAUGAAUCAUCCUGAAAAUCUAGGGUCUUUCAGCUAUUACAUCGAGAUCCUAGGUAUCCUCUCGCAGAUCCACCGCUUCCUCAAAAAACCAGUCGAUAUCUCCGCUCUCUCCGAUGUCGAGCAAUGGCAACAACAAUACCGUCAACUCGACAGCAAACUCAACAACUGGAAAUUCAGCCUCCCAAGCGAAUACGGCAACAUGUCUCGCCUGUUCAACCCCAAUGGCGGCAACAAAGUCGUCAACUGUAUCUGGAUAAUGCUACACAUGACCUACCACACCACGGUGAUUCGCCUACACUCUUCCGCCGCAUACCCAACAACCAGAUCCCCAAUCUUCACACCCUCCUUCUCCGCCUCCCAACGCUGCCAUACCGCCGUUGAAGACAUUUGUGCACUGUGCACAUAUGUUCGAAAUAACAACAUGCUGACGCGUCUCGGACCACCUUUCGCCUUCUCCCUCUGGGUCGCGGCUCGACUUCUCCUCGUCCACGGCUCCACAAUCGAUCACCAUGUCCAUACUUCUUUGAUCCCUCUCGUGGAGACAUUAAGGAUGAUGGGAACAUAUUGGGGCGUUGCGGAACGAUACGCAACACUUUUACAACGAGUCAUGGAUGAAUUUCAAGAAAGCGAACGGGCGCCUGUGGGCGCGAACGGAGUGCGAGAAACGCCUAGUACGGUGCGAAUUUUGGCGGAUAUGAGACGGUGUGCUUACGAUUUGGAUUUUCUGAUCUCGAGGCAACCGAGACAGAUUUUGGGGGUUAAUAGACAGGGUGCUGGUGCUGCUGCUGCUCCUGGGACGAAAGGGACUACUACUACUACGCCCGCGAGGACUCCGGCUGUGCAUGAGUUGGAGUAUUUGGAUGUUUUUGAUUUUUUUAAUAUGCCUAGGCUUCCUGCUGUUGGGGGAGACGGUGGGGUGGUGGGUCAUGGAGAGGUGGGAAUUGAAGGGUCUGGUGGGGUUGUUGGUGCGGAGUAUCAGACUUUUGUGGAUUGGAAGGGGGUUGCGGAGGGGGGCGGAGGUAUGGGGAAUGAUUGGUUGGUGCAAGGUUGA